AUUUAUUGGUUAGGACUGUUAAGUAACAAAAUUGGCAGUCAUUGACCGAUUGACGUCGCCAAUCGUUAUAAAAUUCUGAAAGGACAAUAGAAGCACAAACACACCUCUGCUACUGCUAGCUAUUUCAUUUUCUCAUUUAGUCCAUCAAUUGCCAUUUCCACUUUCUGUGUCUUGUAUUUUCAUUUUUCAAUCAAAAUUUCCACCUUCAAGCAUGACUACUAUAGUUACUGGCCUCUUGGAAAAGUCGGGUUCACUCCUUGCUGAAGAAGUAUGGUCAGAGCUGAAGGAGUUCAUGUCUUUUGACAAAGAAGUCCGAAAGCUUGAGAGCACCCUUCGUGCCAUCCAGGCGGUGCUCGAGGAUGCUGAGAAAAAACAAGUGAGCGAUAAAGCUGUGGAACUUUGGUUAGAUAAGCUCAAAGAAGCAGCCUACGACGUGGACAAUGUGCUGGAUGAGCUGGACACUGCAAUCAUUAAAGCAAAAAUUGAGGAGGAAGAAGAAAAAGCUGAAACUACCACUGCUACUGCUAAGGUGGAGUGUUUCAAUGUAACUCGAUUCAUGUAAUAUCGAGUUAUAAAGUAUACUUGAUAUCCGUAGAGUCGAGUUAUUCUCUUAUAAUUUCUGCACACCUUCUCCCACUCAGUGUGCCUUGCUCUCUGCUCAACUGAGGACGCUUUCUGCUGAACUGAGUUGGAACUCCUCCACGGAUCAACAGCGGCUUUCUUCAAACUCAAUUGAAAUUUGUAUCACCUCAGUGUCAAUGUCUGGUUCUGGCAACCCACAACUCUAUAGGCCUCAUGAUGUGUUCACUGCUAUGGGUCGUUGUUAGGUAUUGGAAGAUGAGUUCAGCUAUCCAAUCAAUCCGAAUUUGCGAAAUAGUGCUUACGUUCACAAUACCAUGAGACAGGAGUGGGCUUGGUUAUUUCGUGAACAACAAAUGUUUUAUGAUGAGUUGGUUGGUUUGAAGUUGCCAGUGCCUCGGCGACUCGCAUCACAAAUGCCCAGAGACAGCAUCGACGAACUUCGUAAAGCAUUGAACCGCAUAAGAGAAGAAAAUAAUCGAAUGAAGAUACGUCUUAAUCGAUAUCGGACCCAAGUCGAGAUUCGAGAGUCAGUGCAGGAAGGGUGGUACGAGCAUGCACAGUUCAUGCAAUCACUUCUUGCUGAUCCCAUUUAUCAGUCAGACGUGGAGAUGUCAGAUGAAGAGUAAUCGUGUCGUGUCGUGGUGUAAUUAGAUUUUGUUGGAGAACUAUUUUGCUUAACUAUGUGUUAUAUGUAUGGUUGCAUUUGUACUAUGUAAACCUUAUUAUUGAUUAUGAGAAGCAUGCACGUUAUUCGUAAUGUA
Messenger RNA from Quercus lobata, 1343 nucleotides. RefSeq names its product putative disease resistance protein RGA4. Lineage: Eukaryota; Viridiplantae; Streptophyta; Magnoliopsida; Fagales; Fagaceae. The record is from RefSeq and is a predicted model, not a curated record. The transcript has 3 exons. Bases 212 to 562 code for a protein of 116 amino acids.